AGGCUUCAGUCAUGAGGAUCCAUUAUGUUCUGUUCGCAUUUCUCCUGGUGUUGCUGUCUCCAUUUGCAGCUUUUAGCCAAGACAUCAACAGUAAACGAGCUUGCUAUCGGGAAGGAGGCGAAUGCCUGCAACGGUGCAUUGGCCUUUUUCAUAAGAUUGGAACUUGUAAUUUUCGUUUCAAAUGCUGCAAGUUUCAAAUCCCAGAGAAGAAGACAAAGAUCCUGUGAAACCAAAGAAAACACCAGAAUUUGUUCCUCCAUGAAGAUGGACAAAACUUAAACCAAAUUAAAGUUCCUUGAUUAAAUG
Messenger RNA from Mus musculus (house mouse), 306 nucleotides. RefSeq names its product defensin beta 7 (gene Defb7). Gene Ontology annotation, biological process: positive chemotaxis; defense response to bacterium; defense response. Gene Ontology annotation, cellular component: extracellular region. The record is from RefSeq and is marked validated. The coding region runs from base 12 to 227 and encodes 71 amino acids. The transcript is spliced from 2 exons. NCBI's taxonomy places the organism in Eukaryota, Metazoa, Chordata, Mammalia, Rodentia, Muridae.